Molecule: messenger RNA, 978 nt
Organism: Neohortaea acidophila
Lineage: Eukaryota; Fungi; Ascomycota; Dothideomycetes; Mycosphaerellales; Teratosphaeriaceae
Exons: 2
Coding region: 1-978 (325 amino acids)
Biological process (GO): glutathione biosynthetic process
Cellular component (GO): glutamate-cysteine ligase complex
Molecular function (GO): enzyme regulator activity; glutamate-cysteine ligase catalytic subunit binding
Source: RefSeq, a predicted model, not a curated record
AUGAAGCUCAUCCUGUCGACCGGCAACAUCAUGGAGGGCGGCUCCUCCAUCCGCCGCGAUCCCACCCAGAAAUCCAAUGCCGAGCUCGUCGCUUCCUUCCGCAACAACUUCGCCGCGCAUUCGCUGCAAACCGAUGGCAUGGUCAACGGCAACGGGACGGCGAAAACCCACCGCAGCAACUACAAGACGUGGACGCAUAUGGCAGACGACGGGCGGAUGGAGCUCGAAGUGCCCAAGCUGUCGUUUGACCGCUCGGGCUUGCAGGAGGAGAGGGAGCAAUACGACAUCACUCUGAAGCUGUUCUACCUCUCCGGAGCACCGAUUGAGAAAAGGGCGGUGCAGACAAGGGAAGCGGUGAACCUGGUGCUCAAGGAGCUGCACAUGCCUUCCCUCAACCUCCUCAUCAUCUCCUUCCCCGGCAUCUACUUUGACGAAGAGGAGGACUGUCCCGACAAGAUCUCCACGCGAGGCCCCGUGGAAGCCGAGCCCGAGCCGUUGGAGUCACAGAUUGAGACGUGGAAGGUGCUAGAGCAGCUGCAUAAAGAGGGCAUUGUGCGGAAACUGGGCAUCGCGGAGUUCGGGCACGAUCGAUUGCAGACGUUCCUAGAGAAAACGACACUCCGCCCCAGCGUCGAUCAAAUCAAUCUCCGAGAUUGCUGCUCGGUACCCAAGAGCCUCCUGAAAUUGGCCAAAAGUCAGCAUGUCGAGUUGUUGGUGCACAAUGACUGCUCCAACGUCUUGCCACGCGGUACGGUGCGUGAGUUGCUCGGGCCGGGUCCAGACGGGGCAGGGGUGCUUGCGGAGACGACGAAGCCGGAGGAGAAGCAGAAGACCCUCCACGGUGAGGCCCAUGCGCCGGAGGAAGGGUUAAAGGGCGAGGUUCAGCCACUGUGGGUGGUGAAGUACACGGCCGUGGUCAAGAACCGGGGUGUCGUUGAGGACAAGGGCUACUUUGCCGUUGCCGAGCUGACGGAGUGA